AACAGGUUUUCGCAAGAAGAUGAACAUACGGAGCUCCAUCGCGCCAGUAAGAAGCGGAAUGUGGAAGUAGUCAUACUUAUGUGUUUUUAUUCUGAGACACCUUUUAAAAAUGAAAAAGUAUUUGUUUGUAUUUUUGGUAAUAUCGUUAAGUUCGUGUAAUGGUAGAAGACUGGGUGAAUUGCUUAUAGGAGCGCAUCAGCAAAUCCACAACAAGGUACACGGCGUAGCCGACGCGGUGAUAGGCGGGCUUAGCCUCCUCCACGGGCGGCACCAUCAACCAGCCCCGCAUCCCCCUAACCAAGGAGGCGAGACCAUCGUAGUCAUUGUAGAAGAGAACGCUCAAGGGGACCAGGGCAAUCCAAGGCCGUAUGGAACACCGCAACAAGGCCACUACCCUGUUCCUAAUGGACAUAAUCCCUAUCAGGGAUAUAACCCGAACAAUGGAUACAAUCAAGGAAACCAGAACAAUGGACAUAAUCAUGUUAAUCAUAAUCAAGGACAUCCUAGCUAUGGUCCCAGUCAUGGAUAUGAUUCUCAACCUCAACCGGAUUAUACAGCAAACUCUGAACGUGAUCCGUAUCAAAACGGUAACAAAUAUGGCACUGAUGGACAACAACAAAACAUACCCGGUUACCCCAACCAACAAGGGCAAUAUAACAAUGAGCAUGGCCACAAUCAAAUUAACCAAAACAACAACGAACUAAAUAAUAAUGUGAAUCCUCAUCCGACUGGGAAUCCCACUAAUGUCAUAAAUAAUCAGUACCCAACUGCAAAUGAAGUCAAAACCCCGGAACCUACCAAACCAAACUCGAAUGAUAAUUAUAAACCAACGGAGACGUAUAAUCGUACCGACAGUCAUCAAGCAGAAAAUACUAAUAAAAAUAAUGAGGCGACCAAAAAACCUGAGGACGAGGGACCGCUCUUCGUGCCUCUCAACGGCUACAUGUACGGAGGUGACAAGAUUGUCAUCAACGCGCCCAAACGUGAAACCGACAACGGCAAAAACAAAAACGAAGAGAGCGAGGAGGACUUUCCAAUAGAUAUAAGGUUUAAAGACGAAUGAAUUUGUGUACUCAUUAAUUAAGUACCUAAAUAAAAUAGGUUUAAUAAA
Molecule: messenger RNA, 1111 nt
Organism: Cydia pomonella (codling moth)
Lineage: Eukaryota; Metazoa; Arthropoda; Insecta; Lepidoptera; Tortricidae
Product: GATA zinc finger domain-containing protein 14-like
Exons: 1
Coding region: 110-1063 (317 amino acids)
Source: RefSeq, a predicted model, not a curated record